CCAGCGCACGCCAGACAAUGAAGCUGUUGGUGGUUCUGUGCCUGGUGGCAUGGGCCUCUGCCGAUGACGACGCCGACCGCACCUACGUUGACAGCUACAGCGACCACGGGUCCUCCGAUUAUAGCGGCUCCUAUGGCCGCGGAUACAAGAAGAGCUACUACGGGCAGGGUUCAUACAGCAACAACAACCAUAACUACAGAUACAACACAUACUUCCCCGGGUAUUACGACCACGGUAAGAGCUACGGCAACAGACAUUACUACCGCAGAAGCUACGACGGCUACGAUGAACACUACGAUGACAGUGACCAAAGCUACGACAACGAUGGGCAAGGCUAUCUGAACUACGGCCGAGACUACGGUAAAUCCGGCAGCUAUGACGGAAACUAUGGCAACCACGGUCGUUACUACGGCGGGUAUGGUCAGAACUACGGCGGCUAUGGUCGGGACGACGACGGCUACGACCGUGACUACGACGACUAUGGCCACAACUACGGAAAAUACGGCCAAAGCUACAUCCAGGGCCACAAUUACAGAAGAAACUACCGGACCUACACCCCCACGUAUUGGUACCGCAACAGCUAUGAUGACGACGACUACUACGGCACCAGCUACGGCGGAGACCAUGGUUACGGGGGCCACUACGACAGCAGCUAUAGUUAUCACCCGCAGUACAGCUACUACGGAGAUGAUGACUACAAUGGCUACGAUGACGACAGUAGUUACUGGGAUUGAUCGUUGUGAACAGGUGGCUUCCGCACCUGCCGUCGUUGAACAGAUCGCGCCGGUCCGAACCGAGCGUGUUCUCGUGUCUGCGAUCGCGCACCCCGACAGGGCAUCAGCAAACGCGUCUGCCCCCUUCCCCAUGUGUGAUGGUGUAGGCAACUAAAUGAAUGUUUCAUAAUGAGCAAACUUCUUGACAGCAACGACGCGUAGUACAUAAUAUGACUAUGGAGCCCCACAAAUGUCUGUCAGUAAUCCAAUACAAGUGGU
This is a messenger RNA of Pollicipes pollicipes, 992 nucleotides long. Its product is annotated as shematrin-like protein 2. The transcript has 2 exons. The record is from RefSeq and is a predicted model, not a curated record. Lineage: Eukaryota; Metazoa; Arthropoda; Thecostraca; Pollicipedomorpha; Pollicipedidae. Bases 18 to 734 code for a protein of 238 amino acids.